Messenger RNA from Parascedosporium putredinis, 2937 nucleotides. NCBI's taxonomy places the organism in Eukaryota, Fungi, Ascomycota, Sordariomycetes, Microascales, Microascaceae. The record is from the annotation of a GenBank genome assembly.
AUGGCGGAGAUCAAGAUUGAUAGCCAGCUCUUCCAAGAGCGCAUCUCACAUUUUGUGAGCUCCUGGAAGAACGAUGCGCGCUCCAAGGAUGGCCUCUUCAAUGGAGCAUCCUCUAUCCUGAUCCUCAUGGGCAAAGCAGAGGAUAGCCAGGACUUUCACAAAAACAAUGCUAUGCAUUUCUGGUUGCUCGGAUACGAAUUCCCCGCGACACUGAUGCUGUUCACGAUGGACUGCCUGUAUAUCGUGACGACUGCCAAGAAAGCCAAGCACCUCGAGCAGCUGAAGGGCGGACGAUUCCCGAUCGAGAUCCUAGUUCGUGGAAAGGAUGCCGCCGAGAACGAAAAGUCAUUUGUUAAGAUUGCCGACACUAUCAAGGCUGCGGGCAAUAAGAUCGGUACACUCGCCAAGGAUACUUCCCGAGGCCCCUUCAUCGAAGAGUGGAAGAAGACUUUUGCCGACCAAUGCAAGGACGUCACCGAGGUUGAUAUUUCGCAAACGCUAUCAGUUGCCGCGUUCUCGGUCAAGGAUGAAACCGAGCUCCGCGCGAUGCGAACGUCAUCCAAGGCUUGCGUUGCCCUCAUGACGCCCUAUUUCUUGGAGGAAAUGUCCAACAUUCUUGAUCAGGAAAAGAAGGUCAAACAUAGCACGCUUGCUGAUAAGGUGGACAAGAAGCUGGAUGACGAUAAAUUUUGGAAGACGGUGCAGCUUCCCAACAAGUCCAAGCUCCCUUCGGAUCUUGACCCUACCCAACUCGACUGGGUGACCGGCCCCAUCGUGCAGAGCGGCGGCGCGUACGACCUCAAACUCUCGACGGAAGCGAACGACAACUUUCUACAUGCCGGCACGAUUAUUGCUGCCAUGGGUCUUCGUUACAAGUCGUACAGUUCGGCGAUUGCGCGUACCUACCUCAUCGACCCGAAUAAGUCCCAGGAGGGCAACUAUAAGCUCCUCUGCAACGUGCACAAUACCGUGCUCAAGGAAAUCCGGGAUGGCGCUGUGGCAAAGGAUGUCUAUCACAAGGCGCUGAGCACUAUUCGCUCGAAGAAGCCCGAGAUGGAGAAGCACUUCUUGAGGAAUGUCGGCUGGGGCAUCGGUCUGGAAACCAAGGACACGACCAUGGUCCUGAAUGGGAAGAAUGGCCGGACCCUCAAAGACGGCAUGACCCUCUGCAUCACGACCGGCUUUAGCGAUAUCGAGAAUCCCAACCCGCAGGACAAGAACAGCAAAAUUUACUCGCUGAUGAUCAUGGACACCAUUCGCGUCACAAGCACUGAUCCGGUUGUCUUCACGCAAGAGGCGCCCAUUGAAGCAAAUUCCAACUCUUUCUUCUUCAAGGACGAGGAGGAGGCGCAGCCAACGCCGAAGAAGGAGAAGAAAGACCAUCGGGUUGGAGCGGUCGCCACCAAGAACAUCACCCAGACGAGGCUGAGAUCAGAGCGCACCACCCAAGUUGAAGAUGACGCUGAUACAAAGCGGCGGCAGCAUCAACAGACGCUAGCGGCAAAGAAGCAGAAAGAAGGCACGCAACGCUACGCCGAGUCCACGGGUGGACAGAAUGGCGUGGAAGCCAAGACGUUCAAAAAGUUUGAAUCAUACAAGCGAGACAACCAGUUGCCGCUCAAGGUGCGCGACCUCAAGAUCAUCGUGGAUGUUAAGAGCAGUACCGUCAUCGUUCCUGUCAUGGGACACCCGGUGCCGUUUCACAUCAACACGAUCAAAAAUGCGAGUGUCAACGAUGAGGGUGACUGGGAUGCUACCGCCCACUUCGUCCGCAGUUUGACCUUCCGCUCCGAGCAUAAGGAGCGCUAUACCGAGAUCGCCAAUCAAAUCUCCAACAUGAAGCGUGACGUUGUCAAGAAGGAGCAGGAGAAGAAGGACAUGGAGGACGUUGUCGAGCAGGAUAAGCUGGUUGAGAUAAGGAGUGAAUCGCCGCCCCCUGUACUGGAUAAUGUCUUUAUUCGGCCUGCGAUGGAAGGUAAACGCGUGCCCGGGAAGCUGGAGAUCCACCAAAAUGGUAUCCGUUACCAAUCUCCCCUCAGCACUCAGCAGCGCGUCGACAUUCUCUUCUCCAAUGUCCGCCACUUGUUCUUCCAACCCUGUCAACACGAGCUCAUCGUAGUCAUUCAUAUCCACCUCAAGGACCCCAUCAUCGUUGGUAACAAAAAGAAGACCAAGGACGUGCAGUUCUACCGCGAAGCAACGGACAUCCAAUUCGAUGAAACGGGUAAUCGCCGAAGGAAAUACCGAUACGGUGAUGAGGAUGAAUUCGAACAGGAGCAGGAGGAAAGGCGCCAACUUGGUUUCCACGGUGUUCCGUUCCGAAGCAACGUCUUCAUCCAACCAACCACCGAUUGCCUCAUCCAGGUGGUGGAGCCACCCUUCAUGGUGCUCACGCUCGAAGACAUCGAAAUUGCUCACCUGGAACGUGUCCAGUUUGGCCUGAAAAACUUUGAUCUCGUCUUUGUCUUCAAGGAUUAUAGUCGCGCGCCGUACCACAUCAACACGAUCCCGAUGGAGCAGAUCGAGGACGUAAAAGACUGGCUUGACAACUCGGAUAUUCUCUACAGCGAAGGUCCUCUGAACCUGAGCUGGCCCACCAUUAUGAAGACGGUUACCGCGGACCCGCACCAGUUUUUCCAGGACGGCGGCUGGUCAUUCCUUCAACAAGAAUCCGACGAUGAAGGUGGAUCUGAUGAAGAGGACGAAGAAAGCGCCUUCGAGAUUGACGACGACGACCUUGAUGCUGCCUCGGAAUCGAGUGAAGAGGAUUCCGACUAUGGCUCUAAUGUCUCGGAUGAGGAUGAUGAAGACGAGGCCGAGCUGAGUGACGACGACGAAGGUGACGACUGGGAUGAGAUGGAAGAGAAGGCCAAGAAACGCGACCGCGAGAGUGGUCUCGAUGACGAGGACCGGGGCCGAAAGAAGCGCAAGCACUAA